This is a messenger RNA of Xyrauchen texanus (razorback sucker), 655 nucleotides long. RefSeq names its product TSEN15 tRNA splicing endonuclease subunit (gene tsen15). The transcript has 5 exons. The coding region runs from base 204 to 647 and encodes 147 amino acids. Gene Ontology annotation, molecular function: nucleic acid binding. The record is from RefSeq and is a predicted model, not a curated record. Lineage: Eukaryota; Metazoa; Chordata; Actinopteri; Cypriniformes; Catostomidae. Gene Ontology annotation, biological process: tRNA splicing, via endonucleolytic cleavage and ligation.
UGUCGCAGACUACUUAGGACGGAUAGAACAGAGCCCGUUUGAAGGGGGACUAUCACAGGGACCCUACAAGGUUAGCAUAGACUAGAUUAACGCAAAGGGCGGUGCACAGGCGAUGAGACAAGAGACCGUUCUGUUAGAAUGGAUGUCUGUGGAGGAGAUGCUUCCCGACGCUGAAUAAACUGCUUUUCAGGAGAAGGAAUAUUAUGAUGGACGAAGCGAGUCGAGCAGAUCCUCCGAACUGGAUCCAGCAACACGUUGUGUACCAAGACCUGAUGCGUUUUAAUGUAGGUGACAGUGCUCAAGUACACGCUGCCUUCCUGGUGUACAUGGACCUGACAGAAGUGCGCGGCUGGUCAGGUGUGGCCGGAGUUUCCUGUCCAGAGUUACAAGCAGUUCUUCUGGAGGCUCGAGAGAAAGAGGGAGACACAGUCCAGAUGAUCUACCCUCUGCCUUCACACAGAUCCAUCAAACACAGAGAGUUGAGAUGUAUAUUGGACAGAGGUGCUCCGAUGCUGUUGUGUUCAGUGGCGUCUGACUCCAGUCUGGUGUACCAGAGGCUGUGUGAUGGUUUUCUGACCCCUGACCCCCCAGUGGACAUCAAAGACCAAGGCCGUCGACAGCAUCGCAAGCGGAGGUUGCAGACGUGAAACGGACA